GUCCUCCUCCUCUUUCUCUCUUCUCUCCGCCCUCGUCAUCCUCUCCCUCCUCCCGCUCCUCUCCUCCGCCGGCCGCCCCUGCAAGACCCUCUUCAUUUCCUACUACACCACCACCAUCACCACCUCGGCCGCCACGUCACCCCUCUCCGACCGCCACGCGGCCACCUCAGGACGCGAUCGACACCUUCAUCAGCAUCACGGGCGCUUCUGAGGCCGUCGCCGUACGGAUGCUCGAGGUAUGACUGCGGAAUGUUCAUGCUCAAAUAUAUAGACUUUUACAGCAGAGGUUUAGAUCUUACAUUUGGGCAGUGAAAUGUGGUGCACCUGGACCAAAAGACAAUCGCUCUAUAUCAUACGCUCACAGUUUUAUGCAAAUCGAUUUUGGACUAACCAGAGUUGCAGACGAAAGGUCAAUCUUACUCAUUUAGUCGAUCUUUUAAAGAAAACAACUAGCAUAUAACUGGACGAAAUGGGUGAAGGCGGAGAAAAUGGGAGAGCAAAGAAAACCGUGUUUGUGACGGUUGGAACCACAUGUUUUGAUGCUCUUGUUAAAGCAGUAGACUCCGGCGAAGUAAAAGAGGUGUUAUUUCGAAAAGGCUACACCGACCUUCUGAUUCAAAUGGGUCGGGGAUCUUAUUUUCCCUCGAAGAUUUCAGGAGAUGAUGGAUCUCUUUCUGUAGAUCACUUCACUUUCUCACCAAGUAUUGCUGACUACAUGAAGUCUGCUUCUUUAAUCAUCAGUCAUGCAGGUUCAGGGAGCAUAUUUGAAAGCCUACGGGUGGGUAAACCCCUCAUCGUAGUUGUCAACGAGGACUUGAUGGAUAACCAUCAGAGCGAACUAGCUGAAGAAUUCGAACUAGCUGAAGAAUUGGCAGAGAGAAAGCAUUUAUUUUGCGCUCGUCCUCAAACCCUUCAUCAAACCAUUGAAACCAUGGAUUUGGAGUCUCUUCUUCCUUAUCCACCAGGGGAUGCAAUGCCUGUUGUUAAGCUUAUCAAUGAGUUCCUCGGCUUUCCAUCUGAAUGAUUCUUACUUGGACAUAUAAUUUUUUUCUGUUUACAUGUUUUGGUGGACAUUGAUCAAUACUUGUUUUUUUUUUUUAAGAUGGUGGUGUUUAUACUUUAUUCUGUUGUCAUGUUGCUGAAUAAUUUCUUUUUGUCCUUUACCCUUUUUGUCUUUGUAUUUAUGGAUGUAUUGUUUUAUAUUGGAGCUAUGGGUGCACUCACUAUCAUCUCAUUAAUGAAAGGGGAUGGGUUUGUGUGAA
Asparagus officinalis (garden asparagus) is the source of this 1262-nucleotide messenger RNA. RefSeq names its product UDP-N-acetylglucosamine transferase subunit ALG13 homolog. Gene Ontology annotation, cellular component: extrinsic component of endoplasmic reticulum membrane; UDP-N-acetylglucosamine transferase complex. The transcript has 7 exons. The record is from RefSeq and is a predicted model, not a curated record. The coding region runs from base 470 to 1024 and encodes 184 amino acids. Gene Ontology annotation, biological process: dolichol-linked oligosaccharide biosynthetic process. Gene Ontology annotation, molecular function: hexosyltransferase activity. Lineage: Eukaryota; Viridiplantae; Streptophyta; Magnoliopsida; Asparagales; Asparagaceae.